Encephalitozoon romaleae SJ-2008 is the source of this 543-nucleotide messenger RNA. Its product is annotated as splicing factor 3A subunit 2. Gene Ontology annotation, biological process: spliceosomal complex assembly. The record is from RefSeq and is a predicted model, not a curated record. NCBI's taxonomy places the organism in Eukaryota, Fungi, Microsporidia, Unikaryonidae. The transcript has a single exon. Gene Ontology annotation, cellular component: catalytic step 2 spliceosome; U2-type prespliceosome; U2 snRNP. The coding region runs from base 1 to 543 and encodes 180 amino acids.
AUGGGAUUGAGGAUGGGGAAUGCACACACUGCAUCGGAAAUAAAAAAGCACAAGAGGGAAAGAAGCAGAAGGCUUUUUCUAGAGGCUUAUGGAUUGACAGCAGACCAGAACUUGUCCAAAGAUAGUGUAGGAAGGUACAUAUGUAUAAUCUGUAAAACCAAGCAUCUGACAGAAAUGAGUUAUGUGAAACAUAGGGAGGGGAAGAAGCAUCGGGAGAAGCUUUCAGCCAAAGAAGAAGUUAAAUCCAACAUUCCCACCCAUAAUACACGAUGCCUAGUAAAGGGAGACAGAAAGGGAUACGGGAUUGUUAUUGAUUACAAGCUUGCUGAAGAAAUGCCACAGUACCGCUUUGUAAAUAGCUUAGAGCAAGCUGUUGAGGACUAUGAUGAGUGUUUUGGGUAUCUUGUAUUUAUAUGCAAGCCAUACGAGAAUGUCGGAUUCAAGUUUGAAAGCAAGAAGGUCGAUAAGGAUUCCAUAUAUGAGGAUAUCGAUGAAGAGACAGGAACAUAUACAUUCCAUUUUUAUUUUUUGGAGGGCCCAUGA